AUGUACGGAGGCUUUAAUGUUAAGUUUAAGAUGGUUGAAAAUGCACUCCAAAACCAGAUGACUUAUGAGGCAUCAGGCCAAAUUCGUCAGGCUUUCGAUGUUGCAUCAGAUUAUUUCGCAAAACCAUAUGCUCGUGUUUGGGAUGCCCCACACGAACGCCUUUUCAAGAACACUCUUCGUCUCGCAUCACAACUCAUGGUUGCCCCAGAGUCAGCUCUUCAUACAGCUGUUCGUCUUGCAGUUACAAAUCCAAACGACACAUUGGCCGACAACCUUCUCGAAUUCCUUUCAAUGUGCGAUGAGAGAAUGGAAAUUGAGCAGCAGCGUGCCGAUAAGGAGCUCCAGAACACACCAGAUUCAGAGCUUUUCCAGAAAAUUGAUCUUAAGAAGCUUAUUCAAGAAUCCGUUGUCAACGCAUCCAUUGAGUUCACACACAAGUGCUACCUCGCUAUCCUCGAAAGAAUCUUCAAGAUCCAGCGUUUCGAAACACUUUACCACACAAUUCUUCGUAAGGCUUUCGAAUUCACCAGGAAGUACAACCGCCCAGAGUUCCACCGCGAAUUCUGCGUUUCCCUCAUGUACUACAGAACAGCCACUGAAAAUCCACGCCAGGAGACAAUUAUGAAGAUCAUCAACACACAGCUCGUCUGCUACGAGACAUCCGUCUUCUUCAAGAAGUACCAGCGCGCUAUCGAAGCUCUUGCCGAUGCUUUCGACUUCUCCCUCAAAUACAACUCACUUCCUCUCGAAAUUGAGAAGAAGAUCGAAGAGAAGAAGCUCGAGAUUCUCCAGCUCACCAACAACAAGCGCCUUGCUGCCAUCCAGCGUGCCAACAUGAUCGAUUUCUACAAUUCCCACCCAUCAGUCCAGCCACCAAUGCCAAUCAAGGAAAUGCUUGAGCUCGUUAUCAUCGAGACCGCCGCUUCUCCACUUUUCGAUGAGUCCAGCGUCAAAGAUGACACAGUAAACUUCCCAUUGUUCCUCAAGCAGACAUCCGGCACAAUUCCAUCCCGCUCUGAUGUCCUUACACGCCUUAUCCUCAAGGCCGAUAUCACACCACUCACAAUCUUCAUCAAAGCCGCUGAAACAGAGUCAGAUCCAUUCCUCAUUUCCGAAACAUACCAGCACUUCGUCAACCAGUACUCCGAGAAGUACGAGAAGACUCUUAUCGACGAACUCUCUCAAUACGCCGCAAUCAACAUCAUUGAGCGCAUUAGAAUCCACUACGAUACGAUUUCCUUCUACGAACUUGGUCAGUUCAUUCCAUGGAUGGACCAUGUCCCACUUGAGCAGCUUCUUGUCCACGCCGCCAGAUUCAACAUCAUUCCAGCCCAUAUUAACAUGUUGACAGGUUAUAUUUCACUUACACCACGUGGCAGCCAAGAGCUUGUCCCAACAAUGUCCAACAUGAACAACCAGCUCAAGAACAUCUUCGACCACUUCCAGUCCAUCAACAAGGAAAUGGCUGUUUCCGGCAUUUCCACCACAAACGACGACGACAUCAUGAGGCAGAGAAGGAAGGCCCACAGAGCCAUCUACGACGAACCAUACAGAGAGUUCAAUGACCGUCCAUCUCACUUGGCCUUGCUCAUCAAGAACGUCGAGAAGAAGAACGCAGCCAGGAGAGCCAAGGCAGAGGCAGAAGCUGCAGAAAAGAGGAGACUCGAGGAAGAUGAAGAGAAGAAGAGGAGAAGAGAGGAAGAAGAGAAAUCCAAGGAGAGAAAGAAACGCGCAGACUCAUACGAAUACAGAUACGCUGAAUGCCAGCUUAUCUGCGAAAGCCUCAACCUUGAUCUCAAAGAGUUCCUUGAGAAACCACUCGAGAAAGGACCAAGGAAGACAGGCAAGAAGCACGAGGACUUGGAGUGGAUCGAGUUGAAGGCAGACGAACUCAAGAGAAUGUACGUCCAAGAGAUGCAGUCAAAGUCAGACGGAAUCCAGAGAACUAUGGCUACUGUCAAGGCCGAGAUCGGCAAGAACAGAGUCAAGGCAAGACUCGCCAUGAAGAAGAAACUCGAGAAGGAAGGAAUGCUCGCCAAGGAAGCACAGAUCGUUCCAAAGCUCAUGGCAGCAAUGGAGAAAGGCCGCAAGAAGCAGUACGAAGAAGACCUCAAGCAGUACGAGGCAGUGCAGCAAAAGCUCAGAGACAUCACACCGCACUUCAAGGCACUCGCGGACAAGCUCAAGGAGCAGUUCGAGGCAGCAAGACCAGUUAAGCAUCAGCCAGCAGCCGGCGGAUACGUCACCCUCGCUCAGAGAAAGGCUGAGGAAGAGGCGAAGCAGGCAGAGGCAGAGAAGCCAGCGGAAGACGUCGAGGCGAAGAAGAAGGCCGAGGAAGAAGAGAAGAAGAGGAUCGAAGAGGAGAAGGAGAAGAAGGCAGAGGAAGAAGCCGCUGCAAAGAAGAAGGCUGAGGAAGAGGCAGCAAAGAAGAAGAAGGCAGAGGAAGAGAAGAAGAAAGCAGAAGAAGCUGCAAAGAAGAAGGCCGAAGAAGAAGCGAAGAAGAAACAACAAGAAGAGGCUGAAGAUGAUGAAGAGGAAGAGUACUACGAGGAAGAGGAAAUCAUCGAGAAAGUCAAAGUUCCAGUCGCAAAGAGUGGAUGGGGAGCUGUCAACGUCAGCGCAAACAAGCCAAUCGAAGUCGGACUCAACUCCCACAUGGCUUCUUCUCACCAGCCACAGCCAUCAGGAAGAUACAUUCCUUCAAACCAGCGCCCGAGACAGGGUCCACCAAGUCAAUCCCCUGCAGAAAGAUAUGGUUCUUUUCAGAGACAACAACCAAAUCUCGCAGAGAAAUACGGAUCAUCUCAGGGAACACAUCCACAGCCAGGUCAGAGAUCAAAUGGUCCUCAGAGACAACAACCAAAUCUCGCAGAGAAAUACGGAUCAUCUCAGGGAACACAUCCACAGCCAGGUCAGAGAUCAAAUGGUCCUCAGAGACAACAACCUAGUCCAGCAGAGAAAUUCGGAUCAUCUCAGAGAAAACCACAACCAAAUCCAGCACAGAGGUACGGUGGAUCUCAGAGACCACGCGGAGGCCGUAACUAA
Molecule: messenger RNA, 3045 nt
Organism: Trichomonas vaginalis G3
Lineage: Eukaryota; Parabasalia; Trichomonadida; Trichomonadidae
Product: translation initiation factor protein
Exons: 1
Coding region: 1-3045 (1014 amino acids)
Biological process (GO): translation reinitiation; formation of cytoplasmic translation initiation complex
Cellular component (GO): eukaryotic translation initiation factor 3 complex, eIF3m; eukaryotic translation initiation factor 3 complex, eIF3e; multi-eIF complex
Molecular function (GO): translation initiation factor activity; mRNA binding
Source: RefSeq, a predicted model, not a curated record